ACACAUGCGGUCCCACUGCUGUGUGUAGUGUCUUUGCUGUCUGUCACAUAUUUGUACACACCUGUGUGCACUCCACUUUGCAUGUUCAGUCACACUAGCAUCUCACAACUUCCCUGCCACCCGUUUCUUGGACGCACAUCUUCCUUCAGCCCCUUUCUUGCAGCUCACACCAGCACAGUCCUGCUUGCACAUAGUGUUCCUCAUCUCUCACGUGUGUGUGUGUGUGUGUGUGUACACAGAGCCCAACACAUCCCUGAGAAUCGCACAGGAUCCUUCUCUCCCACACACAUACUCAGCACACCCAGUUUGCCACAGUAUCAGGGAGUCCUCUACUGCCUCUGCUCAUGCACAGAGGCUCUGUGGAGUCUCUUCACCCUUUUCCUCACACAGAGGAUUAUCUGCCACCUCUCUACCAUAAAGUCCAUCUUCUUUUUCAUCACUACUCUCACAAGCAGGCCAUGGCUCUUUGAGCCACACAGACAUAUCCAAGCAACCAGUUGUCUUUACAAAUCCAGCUUUCCUGUACACACACCCCCACAGGAUCACCCUGCAUGGCACAUCUGUGCAGAGUGGUGCUGCCUCUGCUCCUAGGACAAGUCAGUUCUGCUUCACACUCACUUCCACAGGGCAUCUGCUGCCUUUUACACAUGCAAGUGCAGUAUGGUCACCUUCUUUCAUGUUCUGUCACCAUACACUAGUGGUGAAGCCACCUGGUACCUGACAGACACACAAACACUUCAGGGCUGUAGGUUAUCAUGGGCCACCUGUCUUACACAGGUAAAUACAUGGAGCUGUAUGUAUUUUGUACAUGUAUUUUUCAGCUUCAUGUUACCUGUCACACACACUGCUCCCCAUUUUUUAAUUUUGCUUAGUUUCCUCCUCUAGUUUCUGUUAUACACAGAAGUGCCCUGUUCAUUCAGGCUCUUCACAGUAUAUUUGAUCCAAAUUCCAGCACCAUUUCCUACUUGUUAGUUCCUUACACCACACAGACACCUGCUCUCCAGCAUGUUCACAUACACUCUUACCUGCACAGUGCCAUCCUCCCCUGUGACAUGAACGUGGUCAGUGGUCCCAUGGGCAGGACAGAGCCUAGAGCCACUGUGGGACGCGAUUCCAGGUCUUCCUCUGAGUGCUGCCCUGGUAUCUCCAGGGUUGUGCAAGGCAGAUGCAGCUCUGCAGAUCCCUACUGCAGCUCCACGGGGCAGUGUCACCUGCCACAUGCCACCCGGGGUUGUGCCACACCUAUGUACCCACAGCGCUGGCCCAGCCUUCGCUUGCACCUGGAGAAGGAGCCUGCCACCUUCUCCCCUGCUCCUUAUAGCAAUGCUCAGUUUGUUGCUGUAUGUUUCUGAGUGGCUUUUGUCCUUCUGUGAAGCUCCCUGUUCUCUGAAAUUCAUGCUGUCUCUUGGGUUCCACUUUGCAGACUGUUGAGCCUGGUUCAUGCAUGCCUGCUGGUUUUGAGUGGCAUCGACCUCUUAAAUGCAUCUUCUUUUUGAAGUCUGGAGCCCUAUAUGGAUGAAAACUUUGUUUCAAGAGCCUUUGCCACCAUGGGAGAGCUUGUACUGAGUGUAAAAAUCAUUCGAAACAGGUUGACAGGAAUUCCAGCAGGCUAUUGCUUUGUGGAAUUUGCAGAUCUCGCUACUGCAGAGAAAUGUUUACACAAAAUCAAUGGAAAACCACUUCCUGGUGCUACACCGGCGAAGCGAUUUAAAUUGAAUUAUGCAACAUAUGGAAAACAGCCUGAUAACAGUCCAGAAUAUUCCCUUUUUGUGGGAGAUCUGACCCCCGAUGUGGAUGAUGGGAUGUUAUAUGAAUUUUUUGUUAAAGUCUAUCCAUCGUGUAGAGGUGGAAAAGUUGUUUUGGACCAGGCAGGAGUAUCCAAAGGUUACGGGUUCGUGAAAUUCACGGAUGAGCUGGAACAGAAAAGAGCACUGACAGAGUGUCAGGGAGCUGUGGGGUUGGGCUCUAAACCUGUACGCUUGAGUGUGGCUAUACCAAAAGCCCAGUAUUACCAACAGUAUCACAGCUACUACGCUCAGUGGGGGUACGACCAGAACACGGGCAGUUACAGCUACAGCUAUCCCCAGUAUGGCUACACGCAGAGCACCAUGCAGACAUAUGAAGAAGUUGGUGAGGAUGCAUUGGAAGAUCCUACGCCUCAGUUAGAUGUCCAUGAAGCAAACAAGCAGUUUAUGGAACAGAGCGAAGAGCUCUACGAUGCUUUGAUGGACUGUCAUUGGCAGCCUUUGGACACUGUCUCAUCAGAGAUCCCAGCUGUGUUAUAGCCUCGUUGCUGAGGCAUUGUGUCUGAGACAUCCUGCCAGUGUGCUCUGGACUGUUACACUGCCCCUGGAUCCUGCAAUAGUGAGGGGUGGCCCUUUCCCCACCCAGGUCUGGUACUCGGAGUACAGGAGGCCUGUGGCCUUUCCUGUAGAGAAUAAGUAUUGUAGGAACAUCACGGUAACCUUUAUUCAUGGUGAAAAUUAGAACUGCAACAGUUUUAUUCCCUUUGUCUUGAAAUGAACUCUUAAUACUUACUGGAAAUUGUAAUUUAUAAACUUUCAACAAGAUGGCACAGGGGAGAGACUCUACUCCAUCAAACAAUAAAAGAGUUGGUCUUUUAAGUAAAAUUACCCUUUGCAUUUUGGUUCCUGCCCAUCUUUCUGUUUUGCUGCCCAUUGAACUGUCUUAAGUCAUUUAACCCAAUGCUCAUGAAUGUGUUAUUUCAAAAAAGAUCAUUGUUGGACACCACUAAAAUGUCUCAAAAUCUUUCCAGUGACUGAGUAGAGUUGCUGUAACUUAAGCAUGGAUGAAAUCUUAUGUUGUGGUUAACUUUAGCUGUGAUCUUGAGCUUGCAAGUUUGAUGUUCUUAAGCAAUCAACCCAAAGAGCACUUUGGAGAGCAAAGACAGAAAGGAGUGUUACAAAGCUACAGAUUGAUGCCUUUUACCUGGUGAUCUCUUGCACACCUGGCCUGCGUCCCCACCGUGUAUGAGGAAGUAAUUCCCCAUCAACCAGCAGCUUAAAACACUUUUUCCAGCAGCCAUAUUUAAAUGCUAUUUUGUGUAUCAUGCCUUUAUUUCUUUUUUAUUGUGGACACACCGUGAUGAUCUCAUUGAGAUGUUGAGAUUUUGUAGUGUCUUCCACUGUCCAGUCAGAGUGAAACUGAAGCUCUUGCAGCAAAAACGGGUCAGAGAAAUUGCACUGCUGUAUUGUGCAACAAAUGGCUGUUAACUUGGAAAGUGGUUUUCUACUGGAUGUUGUAUAAGCUGGAUGGACAAGCAAUAUAUUUAAGCUGAUAUGUUGCAUUAGAGCUGAAAGCAAAAAUAAUAGCACUUACAUACAUGUUAUAAGCCCUUAUUCAGGCUUUUGUGCCUUAAACUUUUGGGGAAAUAGGAACAGAGAAACUACCUGUAAUAAAUGUCUAUCCAAGGAAUAGUUUGGUAACUGAAAUUGCUACUGCAGAGCAUUUCGUUGCCUCCCUGCCCAUGUUGAUGCAGAGAUUUGCCACAAAAUUUAAAUACUUCGAUAAAGCUACUUCUAUUACAUCUUUGUUUGUGUCCAUAA
Messenger RNA from Parus major (Great Tit), 3566 nucleotides. RefSeq names its product tRNA selenocysteine 1 associated protein 1 (gene TRNAU1AP). Gene Ontology annotation, biological process: selenocysteine incorporation. The transcript is spliced from 9 exons. NCBI's taxonomy places the organism in Eukaryota, Metazoa, Chordata, Aves, Passeriformes, Paridae. The coding region runs from base 1512 to 2285 and encodes 257 amino acids. Gene Ontology annotation, cellular component: nucleus. Gene Ontology annotation, molecular function: tRNA binding. The record is from RefSeq and is a predicted model, not a curated record.